AUGCCUCUCACCGGCCGUGCUCUCAAUUGGGCCAUUACAGCCGUCGCCGGCUCUGGAUUUCUCUUGUUCGGUUAUGGUGCGUCUGGCAUACUCACCUUUAUCAAAGCUGGGAAAGGCUCACACAAUCUCUCCAAUUUGCAGACCAAGGUGUAAUGUCCGGCCUCCUUACAGGCCAGGCAUUCACUUCACAGUUCCCCUCCAUCGAUACAACAGCCGCUACCGGAUCAUCCAAGAAUUCCUCCCUACAAGGGACCGUAGUCGCCAUAUACGAGAUAGGCUGUUUCUUCGGCUCCCUAUUCUGCUUGUUCGCCGGUGAGAGAUUGGGGAGGAAGAAUUGUAUCUGGCUAGGAUGUGUCGUUCUGGCCAUCGGAGCGGCGCUGCAAGCUAGUGCUUAUGGAACUCCGCAAUUGAUCGUAGGUCGUAUUGUUGCAGGCUUGGGCAACGGCGUUAAUACGAGCACAAUUCGUGAGUUUAGCAUCGCGAUUCGGGAUAGGAUGAGGGAAUGAUGCUGACGGUGUCUAUCAGCGGUAUGGCAUUCCGAGCUCAUGAAAGCGGAAAAGAGAGGCAAAGGCUUGUCCACGGAAUUGGCCAUCAACAUUUUUGGCGUGAUGACAGCCUACUGGGUUGACUACGGCAUGUCCUUUGAAGACAGCGAAGCACAAUUCAGGUUUCCACUGGCACUGCAGAUACUCUUCGUAGUGUUUACAUUUGUGGGGUUGUUGUUCCUGCCGGAGUCGCCGAGAUGGCUAGUGGCCCACGAUCGAUCCGAAGAGGCGCGAGUAGUCCUGCAGCGGCUACGUCUUCCUUCGGAGCCUGAGAGGGUCGGGACAGAUCUUGCACAGAUUCAUCACGCGAUUGAAGAAGAGCGUGCUGCUGCGGAAGGCAGCACUUUCAAGGCGCUGCUGAAAGAUGGGCGCCAAAGAUUCAGAUAUCGGACGUUGUUGGGCAUUGGCGGGCAGUUCAUGCAGCAGCUUUCCGGUGAGAAGCGGAUUGAUGGAGCGUCAGCAGAGACGGGUACUAACGCCAUUCUCAGGCAUCAAUCUCAUCACAUACUACGCGCCGAUUAUCUUCGAACAGUCGGUCGGCCUCUCAUCUAAGCUCUCGCUUCUUCUGGCAGGCUUCAACGGAGUGGCAUACUUCUUCUCGUCCCUCGUGCCAAUCUGGGUUCUCGACCGGCUGGGCCGCCGCAAAUUGAUGCUCUUUGCCUGUGCCGGCCAAGCAUGCUGUAUGGCCAUACUGGCCGGGACGGUCUGGGAUGGAAGUACGGCCGCUGGAAUUGGUGCUACAGUAAUGCUGUUCCUGUUCAACUUCUUCUUCGCAGUGGGACUUCUGGCGAUCCCGUGGCUGCUUCCUGCUGAGUAUGCUCCUCUCGCGAUAAGGACGAGAGCGGCAGCGUUAUCCAGUGCAAGCAACUGGAUCUUCACCUUCUUGGUCGUGGAGAUUACCCCGGUGAGUAUUUCGAAUAUCGGAUGGAAGACAUACGUCUAUUUCGCCAUCUUCAAUGCCUUCUUUCUGCCGCUGAUCUGGUGAGUCUCUCCAAGCACAGCACUUCCCGCAUGGCGUGGGAGAGCUGACGAACACGUGCAGGUUCUUCUAUCCCGAGACUCAGAACCUCAGCCUCGAAGAGAUCGAUCGGCUGUUCACUGGUGACGCGGUGGUGAUGCACAUCAAGCAUGUGGUGAGAGACAUUGAGAUCGCGGAGGUCAUUGCCGGUCCCGGUGUUGGGUUGGAGGAGGAGAAGGCGAUGAUGACGGUGGAUCUUGUCGAUAGAGUGUGA
Molecule: messenger RNA, 1777 nt
Organism: Lecanosticta acicola
Lineage: Eukaryota; Fungi; Ascomycota; Dothideomycetes; Mycosphaerellales; Mycosphaerellaceae
Source: the annotation of a GenBank genome assembly